AUGAGAGGUGCGUUUGGCCAAAUUAUUCGCAACUUGAUAGGUGACAGAGGUGAUGGUGUAGAGAGAAUUCCACCAAUAGCAUCAAACAGACGACUCAACGAAGCAAAUCGUCCAAUUAGGCAGCGUCGUCGAAGACAAGAGGAGGUCCAUGAUGAUGAUGUUGAGUCUACUGAGCAUGCACAUAUGGAGGAGGAUGUCCCUCAGCCUCCACAGAUGGAGCAGGCCGCUGAUGAUAUUCAUGAUACUUCUGCACAUGCUGAUGAUGCUGAUGAGUCUGAUGAUGCUGCUGAUAUUGAUGAUCAGGAUCAGCAGAUCGGAUUUCCCAGAGGACCAACGGUGACACGUGUGUUGACACAAUAUGAGCAUCACGUGGCUCGGAGGCUAUGGGAAGGAGAGGAUCGUGGAUCAUUAAAAGUUAUUACUCACGGAUUGAAACUGAAGAAGUUUGUCGAGGUUCCUAUGCCAGCUCCUGUAGAGCAUUGGAUUCAGAAAUCUAGGCUGAUGCAUCUAUCUUCAGGCUACCUCACUAUGGUUGAUGCUGGUACAACAUGGGAGGAAUCAUGUGCUGAGAUUAGUUAUAACAAAUGUGUCCAAUAUAGAUUGCAAUGGUUGCGUGAUUUAUAUAGCCGUCUCAUUCAAACUAACCAGUUUGAGUGUGCGGCUAGAACGUAUCUGUUGCAUUUAGUUGGCUGCACUAUUUUCGCCGAUAAAACACAUACGUGUGUUGAGGCGAAAUACAUUACUCUUUUUAUUAAUUUACAUCGUUGUCGGGACUACUCGUGGGCUUCUGCCACAUUGGUUUUCCUUUAUGACAAUCUGGGAGAUGGAGCUGUACACGACACUCGACAGGUGGGAGGUUACAUGACCCUACUACAGUGUUGGAUUUACGAGCACUUCCCUAGGAUCUGUAAGCGGGGUGAUAGAGGAGCGAUUUCUGCACAUCUUCCAAGAGCAUGUAGGUGGACUGCAAAACAUGUUGUUGAAGGUGGAUUGAUGGCAUAUCGUCGGAGACUUGAUGCGUUGUUGCUCGAGGAUGUAGUGUUUACACCAUAUGAUAAUGAUCGAGCUAAUCAUCUGUUUGUAUCGAUUUCGAUGUUUUCUGGAUAUCUUCGAUGUGGUGGAGUCUCAGUCCCAUAUUUUCCGGAGCGAUGUCUUCGAUAG
This is a messenger RNA of Cicer arietinum (chickpea), 1161 nucleotides long. Lineage: Eukaryota; Viridiplantae; Streptophyta; Magnoliopsida; Fabales; Fabaceae. The record is from RefSeq and is a predicted model, not a curated record.